Stomoxys calcitrans (stable fly) is the source of this 1306-nucleotide messenger RNA. It is a transcript of the gene Srlp, whose product is annotated as probable enoyl-CoA hydratase echA8. Lineage: Eukaryota; Metazoa; Arthropoda; Insecta; Diptera; Muscidae. Bases 87 to 1190 code for a protein of 367 amino acids. The record is from RefSeq and is a predicted model, not a curated record. The transcript is spliced from 3 exons.
UCAAAAUAGCAUAUCUAUUCUCCCGGUGCGGUGAAUCUUUCGGGUUAUUGCUUAAUUUUGGCUGGAAAAACAGAAUUAUUAUUAAAAUGUUACGGCAAUUAACAAAACAACUUUGCCGUGUUGCUGAUCUUGGCAAGACCACAAUACGCAGAACGAUUUCCACAACAAAUAGUUUAAGAAAUGAAAAAUCGCAGGAAGAAGAAAAAUCAAUUAUUGUAGACAAGGAUAAAAAUAUAACAAUGAUUGGCAUCAACAGACCCCAGCAUCGUAAUGCCAUCAAUGCCCAGACAGCAGCUAAACUAUGUGAUGCUUUUAGGGAUUUUGAAGCAGAUGAGACAUCACCAAUUGCCGUCCUUUAUGGUGUGGGUGGAUCCUUUUGUUCUGGUUUCGAUAUUUUAGAAAUGGCAACAAAUGACGAAGGCAAGGUCUCCAUGGAAAUGUUAAUGAUGCCCGAAGGUUCAGUGGGUCCUACAAGGCGACACAUACAGAAGCCGGUAGUUUGCGGCAUCAAUGGUUAUUGUGUCGCUAAUGGCUUAGAAUUAGCGUUAAUGUGCGAUUUACGUAUUAUGGAAGAAUCAGCGGUAUUAGGAUUCUUCAAUCGACGAUUUGGUGUUCCAGUAAUAGAUGGUGGUACCGUUCGCCUGCCAGCUAUGAUUGGUUUUGCUCGUGCUCUGGACCUUAUACUAACUGGAAGACAAGUUGGUGCUGAAGAAGCCCAUGCUAUUGGGCUUGUCAAUCGCAUUGUACCCACUGGAAAUUCUUUAAUUAAGGCUUUAGAAAUGGCCCAUGCUUUGGCUAAAUUCCCCCAGAGUGCCUUGAAUCAUGACAGAAAUUCCUUAUAUUCCUCUGUAUUUGAUGCUGCCAAUUUCCAACAAGCCAUACAAAAUGAAAUAAUGUAUACCUCCAGAGAUAUAAUUGAUCAAAUGAAGGAUGGCAUUAAAUGGUUCAAUCAAACUUUUAAGGAAGAUAACUGUGAGUCAUGGCUUAAACGUGAAAAAUCUAUGGCCGAUUGGGAUGAUGAACAAGUGGCAGAAGCUGCAGCCAAAAUUGAAGCCGAAAAACAAGCCCAAGACAGAGCCAGAAUUGAAACCGAAAAGAAACUGAAGGAAGAGAAGGAAAAGAAAAAAGCAGAAAAGAAGAAAAAACCCGAAGAAAAACCACAAGAAUCUGAAAUUCCUCCAAAGGAGUAGAGAAAAAUGUGUUAAUGUUGUAAUUGUUAAUUUCGAGAUCGUGUUGAUUUUUUUAUUUAAAAACGCUAAAGGAAACUUGAUAAGAAUACAAACAUUUGAACUGAUGUUAAAAUUUA